Molecule: messenger RNA, 1112 nt
Organism: Lecanosticta acicola
Lineage: Eukaryota; Fungi; Ascomycota; Dothideomycetes; Mycosphaerellales; Mycosphaerellaceae
Source: the annotation of a GenBank genome assembly
AUGCGCAUCAUGACCCUAUUGGCAAAAUGCAACACAGCAUCCACGAGCGAGCUGGGCUUAUCGACCCCGAUGAACAGGUUAGAAAAUGGAGCUGCGGGAUUCACCCAUCUCUCAGAAGCCGGCCCGGACACCGGUGUCUUCGCGUUGAGUGAGGUGCGCGAGAAUCGUGGGCAGGCAGAUCGUGGAGGCUCACGCAUCAUUGCUCUGCCGCAGCAGCACUAUGAGAAGCCUCCGCAGGUGAGGAGAUGCUAUGCCAUCCGUUCACAGCUUCUCCAAGAACUAACAACAUCCAUCUUCCAGAUAGCCAAGGGCCUCAAAGCCUUCGACCUCAGCCACGAGGCCCGAGACUGCGACGGAAAACGCGCGAUAGACAUCGAACUGUGCCUCAUCACACAUCCCAAGAACACGUCUACCAUGCGUCCCAUGAUCCAAGCCCGGAACUCAAGCAGUAACACCCAGCUGAUCCACGAUGCCGAGAUGACAUGGAUGGAGGUAAAGCAAAGAGCGAGCGAUUGCAUGGUCUUCACGACGACGUGGAACCUGGAAGACGGCGAGAGGAAGAAAGAGGUCAAGUUUCCAAGACCUCAGAAGGGCAAUGUCGAGGUUGUAUGUUGGAUCAAGGACUUCAGAUUCCGGACGUGGGAUGCCGGGCCAUAUUCGUGCGAUGUCUGGGCUUCCAAUGUCACUUCCGACGGCUUCACGGCGAAUGUCAGUGGGGGCAAGAACGCCGAACGCGUAACGACUACUUGCAUUGUCUACUACAAGGGUAAGCCAAAGGUCGCCAGCGGCACUUUCAGCACGGAGGACUUGGAGGCGCGGCAAGAGGAAUCCUUCAGCAACAGUGGUCGCAUUGACUUCCCCAAAGACACUUUCACCAAGACACCCACGGUCCUUGUCGCACUCAACCAAUUCGAUCUUGCCGGCGGAAGAGACAUGAGCCUAGGCGCGUACGUCUCAAAUGUCGAUCAACAGGGGUUCGACUGGCAGUUGAGUAUGUCUUCUCAAGGGCGGCCCCAAAGCCAGGCUGACAUUAAGCAGAUACCCGGGGAGAUGGGCCUAACGAUGCUCUCCGGAGCGCAGAAGCAAGCUAUGUUGCCCUUGGAUUCGUCUGA